Lactuca sativa (garden lettuce) is the source of this 6407-nucleotide messenger RNA. RefSeq lists its product as uncharacterized. Lineage: Eukaryota; Viridiplantae; Streptophyta; Magnoliopsida; Asterales; Asteraceae. The record is from RefSeq and is a predicted model, not a curated record. Gene Ontology annotation, molecular function: ADP binding.
AUUACAAUCAUACCCUUCCCCUCACAAAAGAUUCUUGUAUAUCUGGACAUUUUUGGCAUUUUUUUUUUUCACGAUUCAGAGUUCUAUUCCUUAAAAUUUUGAACUCUUAUCGCUGCAAAAAGCUCAAAAGACAAAUCACACACACAGGUGCUAACACAAGACAUAAUAUCGAGCAAUGGAGUGUCUUACUGGUAUCUUUAGCAACCCGUUUGCUCAGUGUCUCAUCGCUCCUGUGAAAGAACACCUUUGCCUUCUGAUUUUCUAUACACAAUAUGUAGGGGAUAUGCUUACUGCAAUGACGGAGUUGAAUGCUGCAAAAGACAUUGUUGAAGAGCGGAAGAAUCAAAACGUAGAAAAAUGUUUUGAGGCUCCAAACCAUGUCAACCGUUGGUUGGAAGAUGUUCAAACAAUCAACAGAAAAGUGGAAUGUGUUCUUAACGAUAAUUGCAAUUGGUUCAAUCUAUGUAAUAGGUACACGCUCGCAGUGAAAGCCUUGGAGAUAACUCAGGAGAUCGAUCAUGCCAUGAAACAACUCUCUCAGAUAGAAUGGACUGAUGAUUCAGUUCCUUUGGGAAGAAAUGAUUCCACAAAGGCAUCCACCUCUACACCAUCAAGUGAUUACAAUGACUUCGAGUCAAGAGAACACACUUUUAGGAAAGCACUUGAAGCACUUGGAUCCAACCACACAUCCCACAUGGUAGCCUUAUGGGGGAUGGGUGGAGUGGGGAAGACCACGAUGAUGAAGAGGCUGAAAAAGAUUAUUAAAGAAAAGAGGACGUUUCAUUAUAUUGUUUUGGUGGUUAUAAAGGAAAAUAUGGAUCUCAUUUCCAUCCAGGAUGCUGUAGCAGAUUACCUGGAUAUGAAGCUAAUAGAAAGCAAUGAAUCAGAAAGAGCCGAUAAACUUCGUGAAGGGUUUCAGGCGAAAUCAGAUGGAGGUAAGAAUAGGUUCCUCAUAAUACUGGAUGAUGUAUGGCAAUCUGUUGAUAUGGAAGAUAUUGGUUUAAGUCCUUUUCCGAAUCAAGGUGUCGACUUCAAGGUCUUGUUGACCUCGGAAAACAAAGAUGUUUGUGCAAAAAUGGGAGUUGAAGCUAAUUUAAUUUUCGACGUGAAAUUCUUAACAGAAGAAGAAGCACAAAGUUUGUUUUAUCAAUUUGUAAAAGUUUCUGAUCCCCACCUUGAUAAGAUUGGAAAAGCUAUUGUAAGAAAGUGUGGAGGUCUACCCAUUGCCAUCAAAACCAUAGCCAAUACUCUUAAAAGUAGAAACAAGGAUGUAUGGAAGGAUGCACUUUCUCGUAUAGAGCAUCAUGACAUUGAGACAAUUGCACAUGUUGUUUUUCAAAUGAGCUACGACAAUCUCCAAAACGAAGAAGCUCAAUCCAUUUUUUUGCUUUGUGGAUUGUUUCCUGAAGACUUUGAUAUUCCUACUGAGGAAUUGGUGAGGUAUGGAUGGGGCUUGAGAGUAUUUAAUGGAGUGUAUACUAUAGGAGAAGCAAGACACAGGUUGAAUGCCUACAUCGAGCUGCUCAAGGAUUCAAAUUUGUUGAUUGAAAGUGAUGAUGUUCACUGCGUCAAGAUGCAUGAUUUGGUUCGUGCUUUUGUUUUGGAUACGUUUAAUAGAUUCGAGCAUUCGUUGAUCGUCAACCAUGGUAAUGGUGGUAUGUUAGGGUGGCCUGAAAAUGAUAUGAGUGCCUCAUCUUGCAAAAGAAUUUCAUUAAUAUGCAAGGGCAUGUCCGAUUUUCCUAGAGACGUAAAGUUUCCAAAUCUCUUGAUUUUGAAACUUAUGCAUGGAGAUAAGUCUUUGAAGUUUCCUCAAGACUUUUAUGGAGAAAUGAAGAAGCUUCAGGUUAUAUCAUAUGAUCACAUGAAGUAUCCCUUGCUUCCAACAUCACCUCAAUGCUCCACCAACCUUCGUGUGCUUCAUCUUCAUCAAUGCUCAUUGAUGUUUGAUUGCUCUUCUAUUGGAAAUCUGUUGAAUCUGGAAGUGCUCAGCUUUGCUAAUUCUGGUAUUGAGUGGUUGCCUUCCACAAUCGGAAAUUUGAAGGAGCUAAGGGUACUAGAUUUGACAAAUUGUGAUGGUCUUCGUAUAGAUAAUGGUGUCCUAAAGAAAUUGGUGAAACUUGAAGAGCUUUAUAUGAGAGUUGGUGGUCGAUAUCAAAAGGCCAUUAGCUUCACUGAUGAAAACUGCAAUGAAAUGGCAGAGCGUUCAAAAAAUCUUUCUGCAUUAGAAUUUGAGUUCUUCAAAAACAAUGCUCAACCAAAGAAUAUGUCAUUUGAGAAUCUUGAACGAUUCAAGAUCUCAGUGGGAUGUUAUUUUAAGGGAGAUUUCGGUAAGAUCUUUCACUCUUUUGAAAACACGUUGCGGUUGGUCACCAACAGAACUGAAGUUCUUGAAUCUAGGCUUAAUGAGUUGUUUGAGAAAACAGAUGUUCUUUAUUUAAGUGUGGGAGAUAUGAAUGAUCUUGAAGAUGUUGAGGUAAAGUUGGCACAUCUUCCUAAAUCCUCUUCCUUCCACAAUUUAAGAGUCCUUAUCAUUUCUGAGUGUAUAGAGUUGAGAUACCUUUUCACACUUGAUGUUGCAAACACUUUGUCAAAGCUUGAGCAUCUUCAAGUUUACGAAUGCGAUAAUAUGGAAGAAAUCAUACAUACAGAGGGUAGAGGAGAAGUGACAAUUACAUUCCCAAAGCUGAAGUUUUUAUCAUUGUGUGGGCUACCAAAUCUGUUGGGUUUGUGUGGUAAUGUGCACAUAAUUAAUCUACCACAACUCACAGAGUUGAAACUUAAUGGCAUUCCAGGUUUCACAAGCAUAUAUCCUGAAAAAGAUGUUGAAACAUCUAGUUUGUUGAAUAAAGAGGUUGUAAUCCCUAAUUUGGAGAAACUUGAUAUUAGUUAUAUGAAGGAUUUGAAAGAGAUAUGGCCUUGUGAAUUAGGGAUGAGUCAGGAAGUUGAUGUUUCUACGUUGAGAGUGAUUAAAGUAAGCAGUUGUGAUAAUCUUGUGAAUCUAUUCCCGUGCAAUCCUAUGCCAUUGAUACAUCACCUUGAAGAGCUUCAAGUGAUAUUUUGUGGUUCCAUUGAAGUGUUAUUCAACAUUGAGUUGGAUUCUAUUGGUCAAAUUGGAGAAGGCAUCAACAAUAGCAGCUUGAGAAUCAUCCAAUUGCAGAACUUAGGGAAGCUAAGUGAGGUGUGGAGGAUAAAAGGUGCGGAUAACUCUAGUCUCCUCAUCAGUGGCUUUCAAGGUGUUGAAAGCAUUAUCAUUAACAAAUGCAAGAGGUUUAGAAAUGUAUUCACACCUACCAGCACCAAUUUUGAUAUGGGGGCACUUAUGGAGAUUCGGAUACAAGAUUGUGGAGAAAAGAGGAGAGAGAAUGAAUUGGUAGAGAGUAGCCAAGAGCAAGAGCAGAUUGAUAUUGCAAUCCCAUUCACUCUCACACACUCUUUUCAAAACCUCCGUAAACUUGCUUUGGAAAAGUAUGAAGGAGUGGAGGUGGUGUUUGAGAUAGAGAGUCCAACAAGUAGAGAAUUGGUAACAAUUCACCAUAAUCAACAACCACUACUUCCCAACCUUGAGUUAUUGGAUAUAAGUUUUAUGGACAGCAUGAGUCAUGUAUGGAAGUGCAACUGGAAUAAAUUCUUCAUUCUUCAAAAACAACAGUCAGAAUCCCCUUUCUGUAAUCUCACAACCAUACAUGUUCAAUAUUGCCAAAGCAUUAAGUACUUGUUUUCAACUCUCAUGGCAAAACUUCUUUCCAACCUAAAGAAGGUCGAGGUAAGAGAGUGUCAUGGUAUUGAAGAAGUUGUUUCGAACAGAGAUGAUGAAGAUGAGGAAAAGACUACAUUUACAUCUACAUCUUCUGAAAAAAGCACUAAUUUGUUCCCUCGUCUUGAAUCUCUCGCUCUUUAUCAACUUCCAAAUCUCAAGUGUAUUGGUGGUGGUGGUUCUGCCAACAGUGGGAACAAUGAAAUAUCUCUUGAUAAUUCCACUACUACUUCUUUUGUUGAUCAAUCUAAGUUUUAUCAGGCAGGUGGCAUUUUUUGGACGUUAUGCCAAUACUCCAGAGAGAUAAAUAUAAGGGAGUGUUAUGCAUUAUCAAGUGUAAUUCCAUGUUAUGCAGCAGGACAGAUGCAAAAGGUUCAAGUGCUGAAUAUAUACAGGUGCAACUCAAUGAAGGAGUUAUUUGAAACUCAAGGGAUGAACAACAACAUUGGUGACAGUGGUUGUGAUGAAGGAAAUGGUUGUAUACCAGCAAUUUCAAGACUAAAUAACGUUAUUAUGCUACCCAAUCUAAAGAUAUUGAAGAUUGAAGAUUGUGGUAAUCUGGAACAUGUAUUCACAUUCUCCGCACUUGAAAGCCUGAAACAACUCGAAGAGUUAACGAUAGAGAAAUGCAAGGCAAUGAAAGUGAUAGUGAAGGAAGAGGAUGAAUAUGGAGAGCAAACAACAAAGGCAUCUUCAAAGGAGGUUGUGGUCUUUCCUCGUCUCAAGUCCAUUGAACUGGAAAAUCUACAAGAGCUCAUGGGUUUCUACUUAGGGAAGAAUGAGAUUCAGUGGCCUUCAUUGGAUAAGGUUAUGAUCAAGAAUUGCCCAGAAAUGAUGGUGUUUGCACCUGGUGAGUCCACAGCUCCCAAGCGCAAGUAUAUAAAUACAAGCUUUGGCAUAUAUGGGAUGGAGGAGGUACUUGAAACUCAAGGGAUGCACAACAAUAAUGAUGACAAUUGUUGUGAUGAUGGAAAUGGUGGAAUUCCAAGACUAAAUAACGUUAUUAUGUUUCCAAAUAUAAAGAUAUUGCAAAUCAGCAAUUGUGGCAGUUUGGAACAUAUAUUCACAUUCUCUGCACUUGAAAGCCUGAUACAGCUCAAAGAGUUAACAAUAGCGGAUUGCAAGGCAAUGAAAGUGAUUGUGAAGGAGGAAUAUGAUGUAGAGCAAACAAGGGCAUCGAAGGCUGUGGUCUUUUCUUGUCUAAAGUCCAUUACACUAUGCCAUCUACCAGAGUUGGUGGGUUUCUUCUUGGGGAAGAAUGAGUUCUGGUGGCCUUCAUUGGAUAAGGUUACCAUCAUAGAUUGCCCACAAAUGAUGGUGUUCACACCUGGUGGGUCAACAACUCCCCACCUCAAGUACAUACACUCAAGCUUAGGCAAACAUACUCUUGAAUGUGGCCUUAAUUUUCAAGUCACAACUACUGCAUAUCAUCAGACCCCAUUCCUGAGUUUGUGCCCUGCUACUUCAGAAGGGAUGCCUUGGUCCUUUCAUAAUUUGAUCGAAGUAUCUUUGAUGUUUAAUGAUGUUGAGAAGAUUAUUCCAUCCAAUGAGUUGCUAAAUCUGCAAAAGCUGGAAAAGGUUCAUGUAAGGCAUUGUAAUGGGGUAGAGGAGGUAUUUGAAGCAUUGGAGGAAGGGACAAAUAGUAGUAUUGGUUUUGAUGAAUUGUCACAAACUACUACUCUUGUCAAACUUCCAAACCUAACACAAGUGGAGUUAGAGUAUCUAGAUUGUCUGAGGUAUAUAUGGAAGACCAAUCAGUGGACAGCAUUCGAGUUUCCAAACCUAACAACAGUCACUAUCAGAGAAUGUCAUGGGUUAGAACAUGUAUUUACUAGUUCCAUGGUUGGUAGUCUGUUGCAACUCCAAGAGCUACAUAUAUAUAACUGCAAAUAUAUGGAGGAGGUAAUCGCCAGGGAUGCAGAUGUUGUAGAAGAAGAAGAAGAAGAUGAUGAUCAUGACAAAAGGAAAGACAUCACAUUACCUUUUCUAAAAACUGUAACACUUGCUAGCCUUCCCCGUCUUAAGGGGUUUUGGUUAGGGAAGGAGGAUUUUUCAUUCCCAUUAUUGGAUACUUUAAGUAUUGAGGAAUGCCCAGCAAUAAUGACUUUCACCAAGGGCAAUUCUGCUACUCCUAAGCUAAAAGAAAUAGAAAAGGGGAAGAUAUCAACUCCAUUAUAAAGAUCAAAUAAGAGGCAGAAUUCAAUAGAAGAUACUGACUAAUAAUAUAUUUUCAUGUUAUAAUUGUUGUCAUUGUUGUCUGCAACCAUUUUUUCUCGUUAUGCAUCAGGGCCUUCAGUUUAUGUAUUUCAGAUAUGUUAUUCAUGAUUAUGUGAAUUCUUGUGCUAGAUUACAGGGUUUUAGAUGUUGUAGUAGUAUCAUAAAUAUUUGGCUCGUUAGUCAAACAUCUUUUUCCGAACAAUUUUUCUUGUAUGGCACUAGUUAUACCAAGAAGUUAUGGCAUCUGGUAUUGAUUUCAUAACCCAAAAGUGCUGUAAAUAUUUUAUACCGGAAGGAUGAGAUUUUGGAAAAGUCUUUUAAUGGCAAAUACAUGGAUAAAGAUUAAGGAUCAGGGUUAGUUUAGGAAACCUUGGGAAUAAGUUGGUCAUUAGGGUUAGGGAUUAAGGAGGCAAAGGUUGAGUUCAGAAAUGCUGGG